This is a messenger RNA of Amphiprion ocellaris (clown anemonefish), 3492 nucleotides long. It is a transcript of the gene bnip3lb, whose product is annotated as BCL2 interacting protein 3 like b. The record is from RefSeq and is a predicted model, not a curated record. Gene Ontology annotation, biological process: mitochondrial outer membrane permeabilization; defense response to virus; positive regulation of apoptotic process. Gene Ontology annotation, cellular component: nucleus; mitochondrial outer membrane; mitochondrial envelope. The transcript is spliced from 6 exons. Lineage: Eukaryota; Metazoa; Chordata; Actinopteri; Pomacentridae. Bases 248 to 907 code for a protein of 219 amino acids.
AAAGUGUGUGUGUGCAGCUCGCGCGAUUUAGCUUCCCAGACCAGCUAGCGCAACGAAAACAAACGGCAGCUUCUUUUAGCUUUAGCCGCCGCCCGUUUUCCGGGGAGAGAAUUGAAAAAAAGUGGACCGAAGACGACUCGGGCCAACUGUGCGACCACACGUCUGAAUGUGUGCAGAUAAGGUAGUGCGCGUUUUGCACUGACUUGAGCCCUUUUUAUGCAACCCACCCUCCUCACCAGACACGACGAUGUCCGACGCUGCUAGCACCGCUUCCACAGACAACAACGGAGACUCCGGGCUAAACGGGUCCUGGGUAGAGUUGGAGAUGAACAGAGCUCAUCAAGCCCAGUCAUCCUCCACAGGUGGCCCAGGCCUGCUGCCUCUUCCUCAGGUGGAGGAAGAGGAGGCCAUGGUGGGAGGCCUGGAGCAUGUCCCGUCCUCUUCCUCAAUCCACAACGGAGACAUGGAGAAGAUCCUGUUGGACGCCCAGCAUGAGUCGAGCCGCAGCAACUCUUCUUGUGACAGCCCCCCGCGGCCCCACACUCCCCAGGAUGAGGGACAGAUCAUUUUUGACGUGGACGUGACCAGCAGAAGAGACAGCCAAUCUGAAGAGGAUGCCUUGGAGAAGGAGAGGGACAUGGACAUCCUGAUGAAGGACGCAGAUUGGGUUGCUGACUGGUCUAGUCGACCGGAAAACAUUCCCCCCAAGGAAUUUCAUUUCCGCCACCCUCGACGCUCAGUAACGCUCAGCAUGAGGAAGACUGGGGCCAUGAAGAAAGGAGGCAUCUUCUCUGCUGAGUUCCUCAAAGUCUUCAUCCCCUCGCUGCUACUAUCACACAUCCUCGCUCUGGGGCUGGGUGUCUACAUUGGAAAGAGGUUGACCACGCCUCCCGCCAGCUCUUUCUGAACCCGAACCUGAAGAAAAGUGCCUGAGAAGUGGCCGUGAGUCGUCGGAGAACGUUUUGCUGUUGUGAGAAGAAUUCCCGUCUCUCCUCCCUCUGUCCCGCCUGCCCCUGCUUCCCCUCCUCAGCCCUGAGAUAUGACAUGUUCUCAGGUGAAAUGCAUCCGCCUUCUCCUCUGUCUCCCCUCCUUCCUCCCUCUUUUUUCUCCGCUCAAUCAGUUAUUCUGACUGUCUGUAGAUAUCUCCCCCUCUCUUUCCCCCGUAUAUCCUUCACUCAUUUGUAUAAGCUUUUCAAGAAUGAAUAAGGUCAUAUUUCCCCGUUCCCCAGCAAUUGGGUUUAAAUGUUUAUAACGGGUGGGUUUUCAGGGAGGGUUGCAGCAUUGAACCAAACUCUUCUACUUCACGUGCUGUUUCAGUGCCCUUUGAUUAUCGGACAACAAGGGAGGACUGUUGUAGAACUGACCACAGAUUGUGCCACCUGCACGAGUAGCCCAACACUCGAUCUCGAAAGGGUUCGACCAAAUUCAGACUCGGCUACGCAGCCUGAAAAUGUGAUCAUGCCUUUUUUUUUCUUUUUGAAAGUAGCCAUUUUGUUGAUUAUCUUUAGGUAAUAUCAUCAUCUUUUUUUAAAAUUUAUUUUGCAAAAGGUGGUGGUUCAUUGAGAAGGUGCAUCGAUGAAAGUUACCAUGGUGGCCAACCCAAACCACAAGCACUCGUGAAUUGCACUGUGGGGAGACUCUGGCUCUGUCUGCCAAGAGACUGAUUUAAGUGACCAUUUUAUUUUCACCAUUUUAAGCAGAAAAAUCUAUUCAGCUGUGUAUCUGAAUGCAUAUUUUGCUUAGUGACAAUGACUGGAAAACCAGGGUGCAGAUGUGAGUUGUGCAGGUAGGCAGUGUGUCCCGCUCAGUGUGUACACUAACAGUAUUUUGUGGUUGGGUCUUGGGUAACGGCACCGUACGGUCCGGAAAAGAUUCAGUCGUCUGUCCAAGCUGUGUGCGUCCAUGUGAGCCUCCUGGUUUGUCUGCAACAUCCUGCUACUUUUACUCCAGAUUGGGCCGGACAUUACAUGAAACCGUGCUGAUUGUUUAAAAAAAAAAGUGUGUGCUUUUAAGUAUUCAGAGAGGAUUCAGCUCCAAAAAGUAUUUGGUUUGAGAUAUAUAGUUAUGGAAAUUUAUCUUGAGGAUAUUUCUGAGUGAUUUAAUUUUAAAAAAAGGAUCAGGUAAUCCAUGAAAAAUAAAUUAAAUUGAAGUCAUUUAUGUUUAUGCAAGGAAAUUUGCUUCGAACAUGUUUUAUUAGUGAGGAAAACCAUCCAGUAUAGCCAGCCCUGCCUCUUGACACUCCAACAUGUUUGCCAAAAUGUCUGGAAAAGAUGCAGAAAUACUCCACGAGCCUGCAGAUGAAGGGAUCUGUGUUUGGUCAGGCAGAAGGUCUGGUGAUCUUCACUAUAUUUGGCUCUGAUCCUCGAGUGACGCCACUAAAAUGCAGCAGCUUCUAAUUGACUGAAGGUGGGAGUUUGUGUAAACACAGGUGGUUUGCUCGAAUGUACAGUCAUGUGUUCACAUGGUGUGGCUGAAAAACUCAAUAUCACACCUCGGCCUCAUUGCAGCAUCUCUGAGGCUGGACUGUGAUCAGCUUCUGUCCCAAGCCAGACCUGGGCCAAUAAUUUUUGCAAUUUUAGAAGCUCAGAUUUCCCCGAACGCCACGUCUCUUGGGGUUAUUCUGUUUCUGCAUGACACACAAGAGUUAAUGCGGUGCAGAAUCUUUCCAUGUAGCAGCAACUAAUUGUGAGAGAUCUUGUGUGCGGUAAGAUCUGAACGUGAAUUUGUUCUGCAGCAGAUGUUUUCAGUCGUCCAGGAGUAAAUGAACUCGCAGAAUUUUCGGUUUGUUUUCUUCCACUUACCUGCUUGUUACAGACUACUUUGUUGACAUGGAAUGACACAAUGAGUCCCAGUGAAGGUGGAAACCUGCUGUCUUUACAAACUUGCCUGGAACUCGCCCGGAACAACAACAAAUACUGACAAGAAGGCAUUUUAGUGUCAGCUUUGGCAAUACAAGAAAAGAACAGGCAAAAAAAAUCUAAGAAACGAUCACAGAUGACAGCAAAAUUCGCCUCUUUAUGGCAUAAUUUGCUGCAUGUAUUACUAAAACAUGCAGACUCAUUAACAACCAACAGCAACCACAUUAAGGUCACGACUUUGGUCUCAUUGUCUCAUUUCAGCCUCAGUAAUACUAAACCUCCAUGUCUCUGCCUGUGUUUGUACGUGCAGCAUUUGAAAGUGGUAUUUUGAAUUGUUCUUUCCUGUGUAGUUUGUUUUGAAUUGUUUUUUUUUUUUUCUUCCCUCCUGGUGUUGAAGAAAGAUUGUGAACGCGCAGAGCGGGAGUCGAAUGUGACGCAGAUCAUGUUUAAAAGUGAGAAAACAAAACCCCUUCAUUGUUAACGGCAAAGGAAAGUGCAGAAGGAAGUUUUCCCUCAGACUUUGGUGGUCUAACAGUAGUUAUUGUAAUGCUGCAUUUGCUUUAAUUUUCUUUUUCCCACUACAUUGGAGGAAUUGAUAAACAUUUUGUCAUUAAAGAUGACCCGAAUGAAGCUA